Helobdella robusta is the source of this 1395-nucleotide messenger RNA. RefSeq lists its product as hypothetical. Gene Ontology annotation, cellular component: membrane. NCBI's taxonomy places the organism in Eukaryota, Metazoa, Annelida, Clitellata, Rhynchobdellida, Glossiphoniidae. The transcript has 6 exons. The record is from RefSeq and is a predicted model, not a curated record. The coding region runs from base 1 to 1395 and encodes 464 amino acids.
AUGUUAAUUCUCGAAGUUUUUAUAACGGAGAGAUGGCGGGACAACUUGAUCAUCAUCAGCAUCUUCUUAAGCCUCUUCACAACAUUGCUAUCCUUCUUGCAGAUUUGCGCCGGCGUUUGUAGCAUCUCCAUUUACGACGCGCCACUGACGGCUUUGGAGAAACGCGCCGAACAAGACCUCGCCUACAUCCUAAUUGUUUCUGGCUUAACAGGCUGUCUCAUGCAUCUGCUCGGGAUGGCAGUUUGCUGGUCCCAAAGGUUCAUUAACAAGAGGACCAUCAGUCACACGAGACUCAUGACCUUGCUCACCUUGAUUAUGAUAUUGCAAAUCAUUUUAGAGGUAGCCUCGGUUGUUUUGAAUCACAAAGCUUCUAUGUUGCCCUGGGCCGAAAAUGGCCAACGAUUCCAAUGUUGUGGCAACGAAAACUUCAAAGACUGGCUCGAAAUUCGCUGGUUUCCAAGGGAUUAUUCCAUCAGUAAAAUUAGCAAGGAAGCCCCAUUUAGUUGCUGUCGUAGAGACGCACAACCACCAUGCGAGCAUGAUAACGUUCUUUUGGACCUACACAGGGCUUAUAAAGGUAAUGAUGAGGGCUUGUUAACGAUAAACAAAAAUGGCUGUUUAGAAGUGUUCUACCAGGAUUAUUCCAACUUCAUCAUUUACGGAGUUUGCAUUCCGUGUUGUUUCAAAAUAGUGAUGCUCUUCUUGUUAGUGCCGAUAUUCAGAUAUAUCGAUACCUCCAUAUACCGAGCUAUUAAAACCGGUUUUCCGCAGAAUGCCGAGUACGGUUACUUGCUGGCUUUCUACGAACCGGCACCAAAACCGAAAAAAUUAACAAAAACUGAUCAAAGAGUACUCUCGCUGAUGAGUUUGUCCUCAGUUGAACCGACCACGAGUUACUCCAGUAAAAGUUCAGACAAAAGUCCUUCUUUUUUUCCUUUUUCUAAAAAAUCAUCAAAUAAUUUAGCAAAUUUGCCAAGUAUGUCAGGAACUAAUGCUAAAUUCGAGUCGGAAAAACCUGCGUCGCCAACUAACAUAGUUGUUAGUAAGUCUGGCUCAUCAUUCCUGACUGGGGAAAUGUCAUCUGAAAAGUUGGCGCCAAUUAAAGAUGAAGUGAAAUCUCCGGCAGAUCAGUCAACUUUACAUUCAAAACCGGAGAACAAAUCAUUCGAUAAAAUGGAGCCUGGAAGAAAAUCGCUCGACAAAGCAAAACCGGGAAAUCAAACAAUUUCGGAAGACAAGAACAAAUCAAAUGAAAGACUAAACGAGACUGUUGUUAAGGGUUCCAUAAACAAACAGUUACAAAAGAGUUCGUCAAUUUCAAUAGGGGAACUGAAAAGGGGGCCAGCAAAUCCGGAACAGAUGAAUCGAAGAUUUGAUCCAGCCGUUAAAACUUAA